Molecule: messenger RNA, 1401 nt
Organism: Bombus pascuorum
Lineage: Eukaryota; Metazoa; Arthropoda; Insecta; Hymenoptera; Apidae
Product: farnesol dehydrogenase-like
Exons: 6
Coding region: 415-1164 (249 amino acids)
Source: RefSeq, a predicted model, not a curated record
CACUUGACUUCUAUAAUUGAUACGUUGCACAGUUGCGCAGUUAGUAUAACAUGUUCCACUCGCCAACAAAGUACAUACAUCGAAAAAUUUCGCGCUAUUGAAGCGCGCCUGUGAUAAUAAUCUCUCUUGUUUGCAGGGAGAAUAAGUCCUCAACGACGAAUAGCGCUCGAAAUUCUUCGAAUUUUUGAAAUUUGGAGAUUACGUAGAAUUUUGAAUCUUUUGGAAUAUUGUAGAAUUUUGUAAUUUUAUUGUAAAUUUUUUGUAAUCUUUGAAACUUAUGGAAUAUUUUACAAUUUUUCAACUUUAUGGGAGUUUGGAAUUUGGGAGAGCUCGUUUAUCUAAAUAAGAAAAGCAAUUUUCCCCGUGUUUCUCUUAAAACCUAGCGGAACUUGAGGAACGUAAGAAGGAAGAAUCAUGGAACGAUGGGCCGGAAAAUCGGCGAUCGUUACUGGCGCAGCAUCCGGCAUCGGACGAGCAAUUACGAUAGCUCUUCUAGAGAAAGGAGUAAACGUACUCGCGCUGGAUGUACAAACUGAAAAAUUAUCAACUCUUACGAAUGAGUGGAAUGCAAAUUGGGGUAGGAUAUGCCUAAUGCGUUGCAAUAUAAGUGACGAAAAGGACCUGAAGUCCGCUUUCGACUACCUGGAGAACAACGUUGAAGAAUCCUGGAACGGCGGCGUUGAUAUCAUGGUGAAUAAUGCCGGGGUUAUCGAGUACACUCGCGUCAUUGAGAGCGACAGAGCGGCAUUCGAAAGGCUGUUAAAUAUUAAUGUCCUCGCAACCGCCGUGUGCAUCAAUCGGGCGGUACGCUCGAUGCGCCAGCGGAACGUCGAAGGGCAUAUUUUCAAUAUCAACAGCGUGCUGGGACACGAAAUUCCGAGUGGAUUCCUUUCGGAAAUCGAUGGCUGUAAUGGCUGGAACCUGUACCCGACUUGCAAACACGGCAAUGUUGCAUUAACGCAUACGGUGAGACGGGAAUUGGCGGCCAUUAAAGCACCGAUUCGAAUCACCAGCAUCAGUCCGGGUAUCGUUGAAACGGAUAUAGCCAGACACACGCCUACAAUAUCGAGAACAUUGAAAAAUAUUCCAGCUCUUCGACCCGAAGACAUCGCCGAUGCUGUGAUUUACGCGUUAGGUACUCGACCCGAGGUGCAAUGUCGUUGAUGUAAUUGUAGAUUACCGAACUCACUAUUCAACGCACUGGUGAAGCCUAAUGUUCCUAUCCGUUUGUAGCUCUAAUACACAGAGCACAGGUAUGUAAACGAACCUUAUAAUUAGGUCAAAUUCUCCUAUACACGAAAACUGAAAGAAAUAUGUAACAGGGGGUGUAGCUCGUCUACUUAAUUACGAUAUCAGGAGUAAUUUAUGUAUAUGGAUAGCAAUAAAAUUCAAUUUGCUAAA